GUUUAAGCUCGGCAACAGCCGCAGUCCCCAUUUACGGUCUUCUUCCCUCUUUCCUCGUUAUCUGCCUGCCCGCCAGUGCUAACUAGUCACAACUGAGCGUCUUCCGACUGUGGCGAUGUUUGCUUCGUCGUCUCAUUCCCAAAAGAAGCAGCCAAAGAAGCAAGAGAAAGAAUGGCUGUCCGUGAGUUUCAGGCCAGAGAAUUUCGUUCCAGGACUCAUUAUAGGUUUCCUUUUGGGAUGGUUCAUUGAUUUAUCAAAGCCCAUCAAGAGCAAUACAAGGAGGAGAAACUUUUUGCCAGGAAAGCAGCAAGAGCAGUGUCUGGUCUCAGGCGGAAGUGACCAGGACCUUAAAAUGGUUCUAGUGGUCAGGCAGGACCUGAAGAUGGGACAAGGGAAGAUUGCUUCUCAAUGUGCUCAUGCUGCCACUGGGAUGUACGGGGAGCUGAUGCAGAGUGAUCGUUUUUUACUGAGAAAGUGGGAACAAUGUGGACAACCGAAGAUUGUUUGUAUGUGCAAAAAUCAACAAGAAAUGAAUAAGUUAAGGGAAGCAGCUGAGAGCAUGGGUCUUCCAACAUUUGUUGUCGCCGAUGCUGGGAGAACACAGGUAAAGAUAUCUAUGGCUUAAUAUCACAGUGACAUAAUAUCACAGUGGCCAGCAAUGACGAUAUUAUGUUUGAAUUGAAUGGUCUUAUAUUUUCUGAUUGGAUAUGGAGCAGAUGCUUGGUCAACUUAAAGGCUGGUUAAGCUAUUAGUUUUUCCAUAGAAAUAAGUGAACAAAUGCUGUUGGUCAAAUCACAUACUGGAUCAAUAUGAGUAGUAUACAAUGGCCAUCUCAAGCAAUUGUUUACUCUUGCAAGAUUCAGAGCUCACAGAUAAUUCCUGUUAGACAUGCCUUCUAUAGAAGUGCAGGAAUGAUGAUAUAGGAUUAAACAUAAGAAAUAUAGUGCCUCAACUUUGAGAUUGCAAAACUGGGGCUCGCUCUUCCUGCCCGUAUGCUAUAUGUGGCGUAUAUAUCAGUGAAACCCCAUCUCUAAUUAGUAGUUGUACUUCGAUUUUUUGUUCAUAAUUGCUGGAAAUAUUUGGUCCCUCUCUUCCCAUUUAGCAUUAUUUCUUCAAGAUUUUCUCUGUUGUGGCUAAGAUGCUAAAGUAAUGACAAAAUACUUU
Rhodamnia argentea is the source of this 1164-nucleotide messenger RNA. Its product is annotated as peptidyl-tRNA hydrolase 2, mitochondrial. Gene Ontology annotation, molecular function: peptidyl-tRNA hydrolase activity. The record is from RefSeq and is a predicted model, not a curated record. Gene Ontology annotation, cellular component: mitochondrion; cytosol. The transcript is spliced from 7 exons. NCBI's taxonomy places the organism in Eukaryota, Viridiplantae, Streptophyta, Magnoliopsida, Myrtales, Myrtaceae. Bases 116 to 625 code for a protein of 169 amino acids.